AUGGAGAGCAAUUUCACUACGGAUCGGACAAACGAAGUCAGGAAUCGCGAGCUGAUUCAGCAGUAUCUCAAUAUCCUCGAUGAUUCGGGAGUGCAAGUUGAACUGCUCAGUUCUAGAAGAAGCAGUACGUUGAACCUCACUUUCUUUCUUCAGACUGAUAGCUUUAUAGAUUGGGUCCCAUCUGUUAUAUUCCAGACUGAAGGCAAAGUUUACGUGCAAAAAGUCGAGGAUAUGAUUAGCAGCAAUUGCCCACGGUUAAUAGUGAACUUGAAUGACAUUCGAAGAAAGUCUGCUGAGCGAGCGUUUGGAUUGAUACAUAAUUUCGUAGAAGAGAUUAUAUGUUUGGAGCAGGCUGCAAAGGAAAUCGUUGAACGGGCCAGCUCUGAAUUUGUCAAACAUCACGAAGUCGAAGUUGGUUUCGAAGGCAGCUUUGGAGAUCGACACGUUAAUCCCAGAUCAUUGAAAUCAUCGUUUUUGGGCAAUCUCGUCUGCUGUGAAGGAAUCGUGACGAAAUGUUCCACUGUUCGUCCAAAAGUAGUGAAAAGCGUCCAUUACUGUGCAGCUACAAAGAAGAUAUUGGAAAAGCGUUACACAGAUCUGACCUCUUAUGACUCCUUCCCAAGCAGUAAUGUUUAUCCAACUGAGGACGAAAACAAAAAUCCCUUGGAGACUGAAUUUGGGUUAAGCACUUACAAAGAUCAUCAAUCGUUUUCUGUCCAGGAGUUACCUGAAUGCGCACCACCCGGUCAGCUUCCUCGUUCCGUGGACGUAAUUGCGGACAACGACCUUGCAGAUUUGGUUAACCCUGGCGAUCGUGUUCGUAUAAUAGGUCUAUAUCGCGUACUUCCUAACAAACAGAAUGGAUUCUCCAAUGGCUCUUUCAGGUCUAUUAUCAUUUCUAAUAAUAUUCAAUUGCUUUCAAAAGAAACAACUCUGGACUUCGACCCUGAGGAUGUCAGAAAUAUUCGCAAGUUCAGCAAGAAGAAGGACGUGUUCGAACAAAUUGCACGCUCUCUGGCCCCAUCGAUUUGUGGUCACGACGAAGUGAAAAAAGCAAUUUUGUGUCUAUUGCUCGGAGGUAACGAAAAAAUUCUCGAGAACGGUAGUCGGCUUCGUGGAGACAUCAAUGUGCUCCUGAUUGGCGACCCUUCUGUCGCGAAGUCUCAACUACUAAGAUACGUCCUUCAAACAGCCCCGCGUGCCAUCGCUACGACGGGGCGAGGAUCUUCUGGAGUUGGACUUACAGCGGCUGUAACAACAGAUACAGAUACUGGAGAGCGCAGGUUAGAAGCAGGAGCGAUGGUAUUGGCAGAUAGAGGAGUCGUGUGUAUUGAUGAAUUUGACAAGAUGUCGGACGUGGAUCGAACUGCGAUUCACGAGGUUAUGGAACAAGGGCGUGUGACUAUUGCAAAAGCAGGAAUCCAUGCAAAACUGAAUGCACGAUGUUCUGUUCUCGCAGCUGCGAAUCCUGUUUAUGGACGGUAUGAUCCUUUCAAAACUCCCAUGGACAACAUCAACAUGCAGGACUCGCUGCUUUCUCGCUUCGACUUGAUCUUUGUAUUGCUUGAUGAGCAUGAUCCUGAUCGUGACAAGACUGUAGCUACCCACGUGUUGAAACUUCAUUGCUAUCGAGCUCCUGGGGAGAAAGACGGCACGGUGCUUCCCAUGGGAGCAGGUGUUGAAACGAUGAGUACAUUCGACCUGCAUGGAACCGAAAGGAAUAGUGAAAUGUAUGAAAAGAACUCGGACUGGGCGGAUGAUUCCACAAAAGUGCUGUCCGUGGAGUUCGUGAGAAAGUAUAUUCAUCUUGCUCGCUCUGUGAAACCAAAACUCACUGAGGGAGCCACAGAAUUCAUCUCGGAGGUGUAUGCGGAGAUAAGAUCGAUUGACACAUCGAAGACGGAUAGAGAAAGAACUAUGCCGAUAACUGCUCGGCAGUUAGAGACCCUCAUCCGUUUGUCGACUUCAAUUGCCAAGGCUCGUUUUUCCAAAACAGUUGAUAGGGUGGACGCGGAAAAGGCUUACAAUUUGUUACACUUUGCCUGUUUCAAAGAGAAGCCCAAGGCUAGGCUCGAUUACGAGAACGCGAAGAAGAGAUUAGUCACCGGUGUACCAAGUGAUGAAGAGCCUGAAGAAGAUGAAGAGGUAGGUUUUCCAAGAAUGUAUAAGCAAUUCCGAGCUUGUGUGCGGAAGGUUUUCGAUGAAUUGGGCGCCACUGAUGACAUGGUGGACCUGAAGAAAGUAACCGAAAGUGUGCAGUCCCAAGCUGGUAGUCAUCCAUUUUCUGAGGGUGAACUCGAAGCUGGAUAUGAAAGGAUGGCAAACGAUAACGCGAUUAUGAUUGCUGAUAAUAAAAUAACAUUGAUUUGA
Molecule: messenger RNA, 2370 nt
Organism: Haemonchus placei
Lineage: Eukaryota; Metazoa; Nematoda; Chromadorea; Rhabditida; Trichostrongylidae
Source: the annotation of a GenBank genome assembly